AUGGUGCUCUACUUCACAUCCACAGCGGUCGACCCGCCAGCGACCAUCUACAUGGGCAAGGACAAGUUCGAGAAUGAGGAACUCCUCAAGUACGGUCUGGAGCGGGACAUCUGGUUUCACGUCGACAAGCUCUCUUCCGCUCACGUGUAUCUUCGGCUGCCCGAGCACAUCGAGUCGUGGGAGUCGAUACCGGAGGCGUUGGUGAGCGAUUGCUCGCAGCUGGUCAAGGCGAAUUCGAUCGAGGGCAACAAAAAGUCGAAUCUUACGAUUAUCUACACGCCAUGGGCCAAUGUCAAGAAGAGCGGCGACAUGGCCGUCGGCGCAGUGACGUUUCACAACGAUCGCAAGGUCAAGCGUUUCCACGUCAAGGAAAAGGACAAUGCAGCGGUGAAUAGGUUGAACAAGACAAAGAAGGAGGUGCAGGUCGAUCACGAGGCUGAACGCCAGGACAGACUGCGCCAAGAGGGAAGGGUCAAGAAGGCCAAAGCGAUCGAAGACAAAAAGGCACAGCAGGCCGAGCAGAAGAAGAGAAAGGAAGAGGUCGAGGCCCGCGAUUACUCGAAGCUCUACACCGCUGAAGCCAUGGAAGAAGAACGCAAACGCAAAGAGGAACGCAAGCUCGCCAAAGCCAACGGCAACGGCAACGCGUCGGCGGACGAAGACGAUGACCACGACGAUGGCAUGGACAGCGACGACUCUUUCAUGUAG
Kalmanozyma brasiliensis GHG001 is the source of this 708-nucleotide messenger RNA. RefSeq names its product protein of unknown function DUF814. Lineage: Eukaryota; Fungi; Basidiomycota; Ustilaginomycetes; Ustilaginales. Bases 1 to 708 code for a protein of 235 amino acids. The transcript has a single exon. The record is from RefSeq and is a predicted model, not a curated record.